Oryza brachyantha (malo sina) is the source of this 1649-nucleotide messenger RNA. Its product is annotated as E3 ubiquitin-protein ligase SIS3. Gene Ontology annotation, biological process: sugar mediated signaling pathway. The record is from RefSeq and is a predicted model, not a curated record. NCBI's taxonomy places the organism in Eukaryota, Viridiplantae, Streptophyta, Magnoliopsida, Poales, Poaceae. Gene Ontology annotation, molecular function: ubiquitin-protein transferase activity. The coding region runs from base 374 to 1510 and encodes 378 amino acids. The transcript is spliced from 10 exons.
CACCUUCUUCCCUAUGUCGCAUCAGCCGUCGGAUCAGAGAUGAACCGUCCAGAUCAAAGACGGCGUGAAAAACCACGCACCCACUUGCCUUCCUCCCCCCUCCGCCGCUGACGAACUCGCCGCCGCCGCCGCCGCAAGCCUCUAGCCUCGCCGCCGCCUCCCUCGCGAUCCUCCCCCGGCGCCGCCGCCGCUCCCACCUCCCCUCCGCGUCUCCGGGCGGGGCACCGCAGCUCCCUCCCCGCCCCGCCCCGACCGACGCCGCGGGAGAAACCCUAGUUGGGGUUGGUUCCAGAACCCUAGCUGAAGUGGAGCUGGGGAGUCGGGGGUGCGGGCGUGGAUGGUGCAGUGGUCAUCCGGCCAGAUCUAGAAGGCCAUGGCGAUGCGCGGGGUGGAUUUCAAGUGGUACGAUGGAUUCUUCCUCUCCAUGCUCGCAACCAGCCUAAUCAUUGUCUCUAUCAACUGGAAGAGAUAUCGCCUCUGCGCCCAUCCGCUGCACAUAUGGAUCGUGGUCGACUACACCACCGUCUUCAUCUUCCGGCUCCUCAUGUUCGUCGAUAAUGGCCUUGCUGCCGGCAUGGGAUUGGAUCUUGGAUGGCAGCAGAGAUAUGCUCGUUUUUGUGGGAGAAUUUUUCUCCUGUCAGUUCUUGUGCUUCUUCUCUACCCCUUUCUCUGGGUUUGGACUGUAAUAGGAACAUUGUGGUUUAGCACUGCAAGAGGCUGUUUGCCCGAGGAAGGACAAAAAUGGGGCUUCCUGAUAUGGCUGCUUUUCAGCUAUUGUGGUCUCGCCUGUAUUGCAUGUGUGGCUGUUGGAAAGUGGCUAAACCGAAGGCAUGCUCUCCAGCAGAGGGCACAACAGGGAAUACCAGUCUCUGAAUAUGGGGUUUUGGUUGACAUGAUUCGUGUACCUGACUGGGCAUUCGAAGCUGUUGGCUUGGAAAUGAGAGGAAUGGGCCAAGAUACUGCAUAUCAUCCUGGUCUUUAUUUAACAGCUGCUCAAAGAGAGGCAGUUGAGGCGCUGAUUCAAGAACUCCCGAAGUUCAGACUGAAAGCCGUUCCCACAGACUGCAGCGAGUGCCCAAUCUGCCUUGAGGAAUUCCAUGUCGGCAACGAGGUCCGUGGGCUUCCGUGCGCACACAAUUUCCAUGUGGAGUGCAUCGACCAAUGGCUGCGGUUGAACGUCAAGUGCCCGCGAUGCCGGUGCUCCGUGUUCCCAAACCUCGACCUGAGCGCUCUCAACAACCUCCGGCCGACCUCCGAGCCUGACCGGCCGUCGGCCAGCGAGGUGACGGCGACGCGGUACGUGCGGUCGCAGCCGGUGGGGCAGAGCUACCUGCUGCGGCUGCAGGGCCUGUUGCUGCGGCCGGUGAUUCGGCACGGUGGUGGCGACGACAUGGCGAGCGCCGAGAACGGCGCUUCUCAUGUGGCUCCGGCGCCGGCGACCAGCGCGAGCGUGGAGAGCGAGCUGCCUAGCAUAGUGGUUGACGAUGGCCAUCAGCUGCCGGAUCGCUGAAGUGAAGUGGCAGCGGCCGGCGUGAUAGACUGAUACGUGGGGGUUAGGGUGGAUCGAAGCUAUGCAGAGCUUGUUUUUUUCUUUUCUGAUUGAUCUUUUCUCCUGUGCAGAGUAUAUAAAUAUAUAAGCUUUUGUUUUC